AUGCUCGCCGAUGCCUCACCCAGCAUCGUCUACGUCACGGGUAAGCCGGCUCCCUGGAUGCCUACGGAAGGGCCAGAGGGUGAGCCGCCUGGUCCAGGCGGUUCGGCCUGGAUGUUCGAUGGCAGCCACGUGGUCACGAGCCUCAGCAACAUCGACCUGGCCCAGCGGGGCUCCCUGCGCGUGAUCUUGGCCGACCGCUCCGAGAUGCCCGCGCGGGUCGUUGGCACGGACGUGUCAGUGGUUGGCCGCCGGGCGGCCCUGGACAUGAGCGUCUCCAGGGGGGUCGUCUACGGGCUCGGCCAGCCCCUGGUCCUCAACUCGGACCGCCCAGUUCAGAGCAGCAUUCAGACGGACGCGGUGGUCCAGCCCUCCAACCGUGGUGGGCCACUGCUGAACAGCCGUGGCCAGGUGGUUGGAAUGGCCAUUGGGGCGGCAGUUGUGGCCGUGGGGCCGAUGGAGGGGUCCCGCAUCAGCCAGGCCAUACCUGCCGACAGCUUGCGGAAGUAUGUCCAAAGCAUCCUCGACACCUUGGGAGACAACGGCCACGUGAGCCGCCCGGCGCUGGGCAUCUAUCUGGAGCCGGAUGGGUUUGCUGAGCGUCUGGGGGCUCAUGGCGUGGUGGUCGAGGAGGUGCUGCCAGGGGCAGCUCGGAAAGCCGGCCUCAAGGCCGGCGACAUCAUCAUCUUCCAGGGGGACGUGCCCAUCCGCCGAAUGGACGACCUGGUCACUGCCCUGGAGAUGUACCACCCCGGCGACGGCUUCCCCUUGCGCGUCCUGCGCCAGACAGCUGGCGAGGGUCUCGGCGCACCGUUUUCCAGCGGGGCCUACUCCACAGUGGACCUACGGGUUGUGCUCGGAUCCUCGGACCACGCCAGCCCGAAAUCCGAGACAUGUGGACCAACCAACACACGGGUGUUCAACGUCAAGGUGGGCGCGACCAUCGGCCUUCUUCCGGGAGCCCCUGCGAGGGCCGUCGCGUCAGGGAAGGAACACGACAACAUCGUCAUCGCCGCCACCCAGGUGAGGAAGCUGCAGGACAAGUGGUCCACGCUCGUUGCUCAGGGCCCGGAGGGGGCCAAGGAGGCUCUCCAGUUCUUCAGCAACGUGAUGUACUCGACGUUGACCAUUACGGUGCCGCCGGGCCAGAAUGUAGGCGUGGACAUCGAGGACCGCACCAUCACGAACGUGAACUCGCGAAAGCUGGGAUGGAAUGCAGGCGAUACCAUCAAGGAGAUCAAUGGCCAAGAAGCCAAGGAUGAGGAGCAGGUCGUCAAUGAUGUGAAGAAAGCCAAGCAGGAGGGCAAGGAGCUUGUCUUCACUGUGCAGCGGCUCUCCGAAUCGCCGUGGGUCACCAUCGACAGGUCUCUCACAGAAGUCUAUGCGAACGUGGACUCUGAGACGCCUCUGAUGGAACCAGAUCAGGUCGGCGACAUGAUCACGGACCUGAAGAACAAGCUCAACCUCGCCAAGGAUGACGUGAUCCCACUGGCCUCCGUCAAGGACAAGGUGGAUACCAUUGGCCAGGCCCUGGAGGCCUUCUCGAAGGACGUUGCCAAGAACCACGGCGCCGACGCAGUGCGGAUGUACAUGCUGAACUCGGGUGUGGUCCGGGCCGAGCCUCUGAAGUUCAAGGAAGAGGGCGUGAGGGACGUCGUGAAGGACGUUUUCCUGCCGAUGUUCAAUGCCUACCGCUUCCUCGUCCAGGAGAGCUACCGCUAUGAGGGCGCCAGCGGCAAGAAGUUCUCGCCCGCGUCGGGCAAAGUCAAGGCCAGCACGAACCACAUGGAUCAGUGGAUCUUUGCAUCGAUGCAUGGCCUCAUCCAGUUCGUCCGCAAGGAGAUGGAGGCGUAUCGGCUCUACACGGUCGUUCCGCAGCUGGUGGAUUUUCUGGAGGACCUGACGAAUUGGUAUGUUCGGCUGAACCGCGACAGGAUGCGAGGCAGCAAUGGCUUGGAGGAGGCGUUCACAUCGCUGAGCGCCCUCUACGAGGUGCUGCUCAAUGUCACUGUUUGCCUCGCGCCAGUUGUCCCCUUCAUCACGGAGCACAUCUACCAAAACUUGGCCCGAGCUCUGCCGGACGGGCACCCCAUGAAGGCGAAAUCCGUGCACUGGGUCAUGAUCCCCGAGCCGGACCUCAGUGCCAUCAAUGAGGACAUCACGCAGGCGGUCAGGCGGCUUGUUUUUAUUUGGGUGUGCGAAAAUGAGCUGAUUGAGGUCUUCAGGGCUUUCAUCGAUGCUACUUCCCAGUUUUAG
Molecule: messenger RNA, 2253 nt
Organism: Symbiodinium natans
Lineage: Eukaryota; Dinophyceae; Suessiales; Symbiodiniaceae
Source: the annotation of a GenBank genome assembly